This is a messenger RNA of Clunio marinus, 3204 nucleotides long. Lineage: Eukaryota; Metazoa; Arthropoda; Insecta; Diptera; Chironomidae. The record is from the annotation of a GenBank genome assembly.
UAAUGUGCAAAGAAAACUAUAACUAAGAUUGCGUCAAACUUUAAUGGUAAAUUUUCCAUUAAGGAAGCUAAACUGCGAAAGUAUUAAACUAACUGUUCUCAUUUUCUCAUAAUGGUUCAACAUGAAAUCAAUAAAAAUUGAAUACAAAAGAUGCGCAUAAUUACAGUGAUUCUCUUUUAACGUGAGAUCGCUUUAUUGUUUUCAUCGGUCAGCUUUUGAAUUCAACUAUUGUAAAAUUAUUGAAAGAGAAAAUCCAAAAUGGAUUCAGAUUUGAUAAAUAGAGCAAACGAGGAAAGGCAGAAAAUAUUUGAACGAUAUGAGCUUGGAAGAAAAGCACCGGUUGAUCCUUGGGAAGAUCCUGAAUUUAAUGUUUACACAAUGGUUGAUCGGUAUGGAUUUGUUCAUGAUCAAAAAUUUCCAUCACCCCAAGAUGAUAAAAAGACGAUUGAAAAAAGAUUAGAAGUUUUAGUGCAACGUGAAAAAAAAUGGAUCAAAAUGCUCAGUAGAUGGGAGUCAAAGUCAACAAAAGAGAAAUUAGCAAAACGAAUUUAUAAAGGGAUUCCUGAUAAAGUGCGCAACGUUGUGUGGUCAGAACUAUUGAACCUUCGUACUGUAAUGAGUGAUAAAACAAAUUUAAAUAAAUAUCAAAUGAUGUUGAAACUGGCAAGACUUCAUGGAACUGAAGCUAGACAAAUCGAUUCGGACGUUAAUCGUCAGUUUCGGGAGAAUAUUUUCUUUCGUGAACGUUAUAACUUGAAACAACAGCAAUUAUUUAAUGUGUUAGUUGCCUAUAGCGUUUAUAACAGUGAAGUUGGGUACUGUCAAGGAAUGAGUACUCUAGCGGGCAUGCUGCUUAUGUAUUUGGGAGAAGAAGAGACAUUUUGGGCUCUUAAUAUCCUUUUGACUGAUAGAAAAUUUGCAAUGCACGGUCUCUUCAUUUUAGGAUUUCCUAAACUCACAAGAUUUCUUGCACAUCAUGAUGCAAUUCUAGCAAGAUUCCUGCCUAAAUUAAAAAAGCACUUUGAUCAGUGUAAUCUUGAUAGCAUUCUAUACUCAUUGAAAUGGUUUUUUGUUAUUUUCAUCGAGCGAGUACCAUUUAGCUUAUGUUUGAGAAUUUGGGAUAUUUAUUUAUUGGAAGGAGAGAAAGCUGUUACAGCAAUGGCUUACGCUGUAUUGAAAAUCCAUAAAUAUAAGCUGAUGAAACUAAAGGACAUGGAUUCUAUCGUUCACUAUCUCCAAGUGAAAUUAGCUAAAGAUUUCGGUUAUGACGAUGAUUUCGUUAUUAAAUCUUUAGAACAAUGUUCAGAAGAAUUAAGAAAAGCUAAAAUGGAACUACCUCCGCCACCACCUGAGAAUGAAUUUCCUCAAAAACCUUUUGGAAUUAUCGUAGAACCAACAAAAGAUGAAAAGAUUGGCCACCGAAAGUCUGAUUUUACAGAAAUUGAAAAGGAAGUGACCGAAAAUGUGAUUAAAUCUCGAGAACAAGUCACAGCAGAUUUAGAAAAUGAUGCAAAAUCUAUCGAAGUGGGAAUAUGCAAUUCGAACAGUCAAUUGAAUACAGUCCAAAGACCAGAAUCUGAAGAUGGAGGCUCUUUACUAGGAAGUUCAAAACGUUCCCUCGCUGAUACAUCUGUAACAUCAACAGCGGAUUUGAGUGUUUUCUCAGGUGGCGAAAAACGUUCAGUGUUACAGCAAAAAAAUGAAAACAUUCCCGACAAUAGCUUAAAAGCACAUCAUCUCAAUUACAGUAGUGACAUUGAUUUAAAUAAUACGGUUUGUGAUGAUGAUGCGGAGAAUGGUGAAAGUAGUUCGAACUCGAUGGCAAAAAGCUCUUCAACUAUUCAGAUAUUCCAAAAAGCUCAAAUGUCUUCAAUGCCAACAAGUGAUUCGAAACGUAAUGAAAAUUCUACAGCUAUUCAUGCAGCAAAGUCGCAGGAUAUUGUAAGAAUUUACGUGCCACCUGCUGACGACAUGCUAAGUUCUACGAAAUCAAAUUUUGAACGCGAUCGUUGUGAAGACAAUGUUAGUCAUUGUUCAAAUCGAAGUUCCAUCAUUCAUGUUGAAUAUGAAACAUUACCAUUCGAAUGUGAUUUGUCAUCAUUUGAAACACCAGGAAAAUCGUCUUCACAAUCGCCACAACAACAGAAGUCACCGCCUUUCAAAAAUGACCAAUUGUCUCAUGGUGCUAACAAGAUUCAACCACAGCAAUAUUAUUAUUAUCCAAAUCCUAAUCAAACACUUUAUCAAUCUUCUUCAUCAAGGCGAGGCUCAAUGAGCCGGAAAACUCCUUCCCCUCUCCUAAAUGAAAUGAUUAUUGAAUGUGAUCACAUAAAGAUGCGUCGUUCACAGGAGAAUAUCAACGAAGAAAAUUCAAUCAAUUAUUCAGUGCAGGCAAGCAAUAAAAUUCAUCAAUUUUAUAAUAAUAACAACAAUAAUAGUAAUUGCUCUCUUAAACGGAUGACGUCUUUUGAAGAGCUUGCUAAAAAAUCGGACAGCAAUUCAUUGUUGUAUAUUCACGAAACGUCUCAAGACAAUAAUUCAAGGCUUUAUCAUCCAUCCAGUGCAAAACCGAAGAGCGAUUAUAACAUUUGCUACAACUACAUGCAUUUGGACAAUCGUGAUGAAUUUGAAAAUUCAAAAAUCAAACAUCAGCUUAUGAUUAAAAAAUCAUCCUCGCACAGUUACAACAUCAGACGAAGCGAAAGAAAACACAGUAGUAGUGAAAACAGCCCAUUUGAUUAUGAUCUGUUAAAAGAACGACGAAAGGAUAACACAUUUCUGUAUGACGAUGAAAUCGAUGGUCGACCAAUGGAAACAAAUGAUAAUUCAAUUAAAUCCUAUGAUAGAUUUUUCAAUUCAGAUGAUGAGAUUGAUGACGAUGAAAUUCGUCACCAUCGGAUAUCAAAGAAGAUACUUCCAUCAUCAUCAUCAAAUUAUUUACGUCAUAAAUCGAAAAUACCGCGACCAAAUCGUAACGGAAAUAAUAACAAUUCAUUGAGAAAAAAAUCUUCGGUAAGUUCGCCGGAAAACUCUGAAAAAAGUGAUGGCUAUCAUACCUCAAUUAAUCGUUAUGAUAGUCAAAAUUCACAAUCUAUUAUAAAUCAAUCAUCUCCAACAUACAAUGAAAGUUCAACUGACCGUAGCAGCAACAAUAGUCACAGAAUAAAUAACAAAAUACGAAUUAAAAUUAAUCAGAAAAAUUAA